AACAUGAACCACUAUGCUAAUAAGAAGAGUGCAGCUGAGAGCAUGCUGGAUGUGGCACUACUGAUGGCCAACGCUUCCCAGCUAAAGGCUGUGCUGGAGCAGGGGCCAAACAUCUCUUUUUACACUCCCAUCAUCACCUUAAUCAGCAUCUCCCUCUGUCUGCAGGUCGCAGUCGGGGUCCUGCUCAUCUUCAUAGUUCGAUGGAACCUGAAUGAUGAGCAAAAGCAUUGGAGGCUGAACAUUAUGGAAAACUUGGCCACAUGCCUGACUUUUAUCAUCGUGGUAGUCAACGUCUUCAUCACAGCCUUUGGAGUCCACCGGCCGAACCGCAGCGACUGA
Molecule: messenger RNA, 339 nt
Organism: Cottoperca gobio
Lineage: Eukaryota; Metazoa; Chordata; Actinopteri; Perciformes; Bovichtidae
Product: ninjurin-1
Exons: 2
Coding region: 4-339 (111 amino acids)
Biological process (GO): tissue regeneration; cell adhesion
Cellular component (GO): membrane
Source: RefSeq, a predicted model, not a curated record